Molecule: messenger RNA, 4838 nt
Organism: Lathyrus oleraceus (garden pea)
Lineage: Eukaryota; Viridiplantae; Streptophyta; Magnoliopsida; Fabales; Fabaceae
Product: SNF2 domain-containing protein CLASSY 1
Exons: 9
Coding region: 364-4272 (1302 amino acids)
Biological process (GO): gene silencing by siRNA-directed DNA methylation
Molecular function (GO): chromatin binding; ATP binding
Source: RefSeq, a predicted model, not a curated record
UUCCAACUUAUUAAAAACCUGGUCGUAACUGCACGAAUUUCAAGACUUUUUUCUCUGCUCUUUUUCUAUGUCUGAUUUCACUUCACACUUUCCAUCUUUCUCUCACUCUCCUCACUUCACUCUCAACUACCACAUUUCCAAGCAACAUUAUUACCUCAUCUUCUCUCCCUAUAUCAUCUGCUUUCCGUAGAUUCUCUCCUCAGUAACACACCUGUUUUCUCUCUUUUGCAUAAAGAAUCUUUUUGACAUGUUCACAUGUGUGAAUGUGUUUGUUUUCUGCCAAACAACACAGCAUUCGUUAAUCUAGCUGUUGAAGUUGCUAACAUACAACAUUGAGAAAUCAAUUAGCAGUUGCAAAGAAAGAUGAACAGAAAAAGGCAGCUAAAUCAAUUGAAGAAUCCAUUCAAUUCUCAUCCGUUUGAAGCAGUUUCAUCUGGCUCAUGGCAUCCUGUGGAGUCCAUAAAAGUUAAGUCAGGAACUAUGACCAUACAUUUCACAGAUAAUCACCAUAUGGCCAUGGAUAAAGGUACUUUAUCAGACAUUCGAAUAAGCUCAAGGAAAGCUAUUGUGUCUGAUUGCUCCCGAUUUUUACGUCCUGGAAUCGACAUAUGCGUUCUAACACCCCCUAAACAAGCCAAGGAUUCUGCUGGUUUAAAUCCAGAGCCUGUUUGGAAGGAUGCUAGAAUAAGCUCUAUACAAAGAAAGCGGCAUGAUUUCGAGUGCUCGUGUCAGUUUUUUGUUAACUUCUAUGUUGAUCAAGGUGCACUUGGUUUAGAGAUGAGAACUCUUUGUAAGGAUAUCAAAGUAUUCGGACUCAAUCAGAUCUCCAUCCUCCAAAAAGUCGAACAUAAUCCUUGUGAUAAUCAGCCCUACCGGUGGUCUUCAUCCGAGGACUGCUCUUCAUUGCCACACAGUAAAUUGCUAUUGGGAAAGUUUUUAUCCGAUCUUUCAUGGUUAGUUGUUACGUCGGUUAUCAAGAAGGUUUCCUUCAGUGUAAGAUCGGUUGAAAACAAGAUGGUGUAUCAAAUUUUGGGAGGUGAUAGUAAUGCUAGCUCGUUGUCUAACAGCGAGUCUCAUAUUGAUGUUGUCAGUUUCAGAAAUGACAAUGGCAUGUUGGUACCGAUCGUUUCUCAAGUUGCUAUAGCUAACACCAAGAUAGUUUGUCAUGCAUAUGAAUCCCCUGUGGAUGAAGCGUCAUCGUCUUUGAGUGCUGACGGCUUACGACGCUCCAAACGCAGGCAUGUCCAGCCCGAGCGUUACCUUGGUUGCGAAGUUAAAGAGUUGGAUGUUGGUUCUUUUAGAAACAGUCCGCCGGUUAGGAUAAAUACAUCCAACAAAGAAGACGGAAUGUCGUUGUCUUUAGCGUGCUUUUUGCGUUUGCAACAAAGCCGUCGCGAAAAGGAUGGUGAGAAAUCUCAGAACUCCGACAGACCGAAUACCGACCGAAAGCUUCUAGUGUACAACCGGAGGCCUAAAAACCGAGAAGUGAAGAAGUCUUGUGAGAUUGAUCAAAAUGAACAUCAUAAUCCACUUGCUAUUAUUCCUCUCCCUGAUCAUGAUGCUGAUCCAAUAGCAGUGGAGCAUUGCGAUCUAAACAGAAACGUUAUUAGAAGUAAUGAACAUGAAUCAUCCGAAAUUUCUCUCAAGUAUCAUCAUUUGGUUAAUAGUCCUAAACCAUGGAAGAACAUUAACUUGUUAGAUUCUUCUGGCAAGUCAGAAGAAGCUGAAAGUAGCGAUACUGCUUUUUUGAGAAGUAAAUUUUUCGCCUCCUCUAAGUUGCAAAAGAAGAGUUUGGGUGGUUUGGAUGAUAUGGAUCUUGGAAAUAGAUGGGAAGGGAUAAAAAGAAAAUCCAAAAAAGGUUUUCGUGAGGGAAAAUAUCGUUCGACGUAUUUAAGAAAUAACGCCGAAGGAAGAAGUCAUAACUAUAAAGACAGAUCAUUAAAUGCAACUGCAUACAAGGAUUUGAUAAAUUCAUAUUUAUCGAAUAUUAAUGAAAUACCCGUCAAAGAAGAGCCACCUAUUACCGAUCAAUGGAAACAAAGUAACACAACAAAUGACGUUGGAAAAAAGGAGGAAACCGAGACUUCUCAUGGAGAGGAUGGGGAUGAAAAAGCUGCACUCGAUAUAUUGUGGAAAGAACUUGAAGUGUCGCUUGCAUCGAGUUAUUUUGAAGAAUCAGAGGUUUCGAAUGCGAUUGUUCCUUACGAGGCUGAGAAAAUUUUGAAAAAAGAUUGUGAACAUGAUAAUAGAUUGGAUGAAGAAAUUGGAAUAUACUGCAUUAGAUGUGGAUUUGUCACCACCGAUAUCAGAGAUGUUAAUCCAAUCUUUGUUGAAAACUCGGUGUGGCGUCAAGAGGAGAAACAGCGUGAUGCAGCAGAAGACAAAGAUCCUUCGAAGGCUGAUGAAGACGAUGAUUUCCAUUUCUUUCCGACCAAUGUUUCUCCCGACGAACCAAUAUCUGAAGCAAACGAAAGCGUUUGGUCGCUAAUUCCAGAACUCAAAGACAAGCUGCACGUGCACCAAAAGAAAGCUUUCGAGUUUCUUUGGCAAAACAUCGCAGGCUCUACAGAUCCAAGACUAAUUGAAGCAGAAUACAGAAAAAGAGGUGGAUGUGUGAUAUCUCAUACUCCUGGAGCCGGAAAAACUUUUCUCAUCAUUGCUUUUCUCGUAAGCUACUUGAAGUUAUUCCCGGGGAAGCGACCUCUAGUUCUUGCACCGAAAACAACUCUCUACACGUGGUAUAAAGAGUUUAUCAAGUGGGAGAUUCCUAUACCGGUGUAUUUGAUUCACGGUCGCAGAACCUAUAGAGUAUUCAAGCAGAAUAAUUUUGCUUCUCUUCCCGGGGUUCCCAAGCCUACCGAUGACGUCAAGCAUGUUUUGGAUUGCCUUGAGAAGAUACAAAAAUGGCAUUCGCAUCCGAGCGUUCUUAUCAUGGGCUACACUUCGUUUUUAACAUUGAUGCGAGAGGAUUCGAAGUUUGCUCACAGAAAGUUUAUGGCUAAAGUGUUGAGGGAAAGUCCGGGACUAUUGGUACUUGAUGAAGGCCACAAUCCUAGAAGCACUAAGUCGAGGUUGAGAAAAGUUUUGAUGAAAGUACAAACCGAGUUGAGAAUAUUACUUUCCGGGACUUUGUUUCAAAAUAACUUCUGCGAAUACUUCAACACUCUUUGCUUGGCAAGACCGAAAUUCGCUCACGAAGUACUGAAAGCAUUAGACCCUAAAUACAGGAAGAAAAAGAAAGGAGCGGAACGGAAAGGAGCAGAGAAAGCACAAUAUUUAAUCGAGUCACGGGCUAGAAAGUUCUUCUUAGAUAAUAUCGCUAAGAAAAUUGACUCGAACGUUGGUGAGGAAAGGCUUCAAGGCUUAAACAUGUUGAGAAAUGUGACGAACAGUUUUAUCGAUGUUUAUGAAGGUGGAAGUUCCGACGAUUUACCUGGUAUACAGAUUUACACAUUGCUAAUGAAUACAACUGAUAUACAGCAUGAGAUUCUGCGGAAACUGCAUAUUGACAUGGCUAAGUGCAGUGGAUAUCCUCUUGAGUUAGAGCUUUUGAUAACACUUGGAUCGAUUCAUCCUUGGUUGGUCAAAACAGCGGUAUGUUCUCAGAAGUUUUUAACAAAGGAACAAUUGUCUGAUCUUGAUAAGUACAAGUUUGAUUUGAAAAUAGGUUCAAAAGUUCGAUUCGUUUUGAGCCUUAUCUAUCGCGUUGUCAAGAACGAAAAGGUUCUUAUCUUUUGUCACAACAUUGCACCUGUGAGACUAUUUCAAGAGUAUUUCGAGAAGUACUUUGGAUGGCAAAAAGGCCGCGAAGUUUUAGUACUAACCGGGGAGCUUGAGCUCUUCGAACGUGGCAAAAUAAUGGAUAAAUUCGAGGAGCCGGGUGGAGCAUCAAAGAUACUACUUGCUUCAAUCACAGCCUGUGCUGAAGGCAUUAGUUUGACAGCGGCUUCGCGUGUGAUCAUGUUGGAUUCGGAGUGGAAUCCUUCGAAAACAAAGCAAGCUAUUGCACGCGCGUUUCGUCCGGGUCAGCAGAAAAUGGUUUAUGUUUAUCAGCUAUUGGUGACGGGUUCGUUGGAGGAAGAUAAGUAUCGACGAACCACGUGGAAAGAAUGGGUGUCGAACAUGAUUUUCAGCGAGGCGUUUGUCGAGGAUCCUUCUCGUUGGCAAGCUGAGAAGAUUGAAGAUGAUAUUCUGCGCGAAAUGGUCGAGGAAGAUAAGUCAAAAUCAUUUCAUAUGAUCAUGAAGAAUGAAAAAGCUUCAACAAACAAAUAAAAGCAAAAGGAAUCACUAGAUCUUGGAAAAAAGUGAUUCCAAAUAAAGGACUAUUUGAAGCACCAAUAAAGGAUCCAAGACCACUUCUCAUCAAGCUUCUUUAUGGAGAGCUCUUUAUGAUGUUUAGUUUUUUUUCUCAUAAUUUAACAUAACAAGCUAAUCCUGAAUAAAACAUUAUGGUUAAAGUUGAUCCAUGUGGUCGACUUCAUUGAGUGGGAUAAAGCUUGGUUGUUGUUAUAACGUUUUAGAUAACAUAUUAUGGUAAAAAUUGAUCCAUGUAGCCGACUCUACUUGGUGGGAUAUGGCUUGGUUGUUGUUGUAAUGUUCUGAAUAAAAUAUUAUGGUGAAAGUUGAUCUAGUAGCCGACUCUAGUUAGUGAGAUAAGACUUGGUUGUUGUUGUAAUGUUUUGAAUAAAAUAUUAUGGUGAAAGUUGAUCUAGUAGCCGACUCUAGUUAGUGAGAUAAGACUUGGUUGUUGUUGUAAUAAGUUGUUGGAUUUGGUUAUGACAUAUUGUAAUUAUGUACUUGUACCAGUGAUAAAUAUUGGACAUGUUUUUCUCUUUCAA